Molecule: messenger RNA, 2213 nt
Organism: Biomphalaria glabrata
Lineage: Eukaryota; Metazoa; Mollusca; Gastropoda; Planorbidae
Product: aurora/IPL1-related protein kinase 2-like
Exons: 12
Coding region: 168-1328 (386 amino acids)
Biological process (GO): protein phosphorylation
Molecular function (GO): ATP binding; protein kinase activity
Source: RefSeq, a predicted model, not a curated record
UUCCUUGCGCAAGAACCACAGAUCAAGAGCAACAAUAUUCUCCCGGAGCUCACAUCAGAUUUUAUUUCCAGGAAGCUGAUAGGGGGAACUAAACCUGGAACUCUAAAACGUCAUCAAAUUUACCCGUGACAGACGCAGAGACAGACAAACACAUUGAUGUUAAUGAAAUGCAUUGCUGCAGCAAGAAGGGCAAAUACAAAGAUAUUUCACACAGAACUUCUGUAUUGGUACCGGUGACUGGUAUUAACCAGGAGUACUACGACUUCGUGGAGUCCUCCAGCCAGAUCGCCAACGAGAGUGCCCGGAGCGGAAUGAGAAAGGUGCAGAACAGGCUGAUGAGGUCGCCGUACUCGGAAAUUCACAUUCCGCCGGACUGCACGUUCAACAUGGUGGAGGAGAAUUAUUUCGCCAAACAGAGUGGUUUCACUGUUGGCUCAUGGAAGAAAUAUGAAGCAGCAGAGUUUCAAACAGUCAAACUGAACAUAUUUAAAGGCUCGACCAGCAAGAUCCAUCUGGUGAUUCAUAAGAAAUCCUCUUUCAUUGGAAUCAUGAAGGUUCUUCCCCCUUCCAAGAUGUCCGAGGCGCGCACUGAGCUCAACGUCCUGAGUCUCUCUAGAGAUAGCCCCUUCAUUAUACGUGUGAUGGAUGGCUUUGUACUGGAGAAUUAUUACAUUUUUCUCGAAUUUGCUCCAUUUCGGACGUUAGAUCACCUAACUCAGGCCAUGAGAGGAUUGGGGUCAGACUGUGCCAGAUUGUACGCCAUGGAAGUUACUUGCGCCCUCAAGUUUCUACACGAGAGGAACAUAAUGCAUAGAGAUGUCAAACCUGAAAACAUUUAUAUCUUGCUGUCGGGUCAUGUUGCUCUAGCUGAUCUGGGAUCCUCGCUGCGGAUGGAUGGCGACACCAUCGUCUCUGCUGCUUGCGGAACUUACGUCACGCGGCCUCCGGAGGUCUGGAGCGGCCACCCUUACUCGAAGUCUGUUGACAUUUGGCAGUUUGGCAUGACUUUGUUCAAUAUCAUUUCUAAUUCGUGGCCCAUAGUCCACCCCAACCGAGAGAAACACAUUAGUUUAGUCAACAAUGGCAAGAUUCUAUUCUCCGAUCAUUUCAAAGACGAUGCUUCCACCAACCUAAUUGGCAAGAUGCUGCAGAUCAAUCCAAACAGAAGACUUACCAGUAGCCAGAUACUAAAACAUGAAUAUUUUGAGCCUCUGAAAGAACCGUACAGUCCUCCUUUUACUCCGCUCCAGUUGUUCAACCUGUUUGACCUUGGCGAGGAGGAGGUGGUCAUCAAGGUCUUAGUGAACUCGCUGGAGAGCACAUUGUGAUCGCAUGCUAGGAACUGUCUGAAGUCGCAGACAGAUAUUGGAAAAAUGUUGAGCCCAAAUAUGAACUGUUUCUCCUCUCCCCCUUUCAGACCCCCUCAGGUAGCAAGGUGUUAUCUUAGAAGGAGAUUAAUGAGCUGGUCUCAGUGAUAGAUUGGGGUGCCGAAAUCGGUCCUAGCAUUAGCACACAAUAUGUUCACACUAACCCGCAUUCUAUAUGUCCAUAAUAAGUAUAUAUCUUAAAUUAUCUGUUCAUCGCUUGGAGAUUGAAGCUUCCAAGUGGCAAGGUUUACAGUUAUAAGUUAUUGAAUUAUUCGGGAAAAUGCGUUAGGCUAGUAUUACUCUGUAAACUCCUGAAAAUCAUUUAUAAAAGGUAAGUCAAGGACCAACCAUGAGUCUCCGUGGGCCCCUUUUUAGAUGAGAAUAUUAUAAAGUCUUUGGCAAUUUAAUACGAGACUUAUUAGCCUACCAUUAUGCGGCGGUCCUGCUGGUGUAUAGUGUGCCGACCACCAGUUUUCCCCGAAUGAUCAUAUGACCAGUCCACCCGUGGCUAGGCCCAUAUGGUUUUCAAGUCAGGCAUAAAAUAAUACUAAUCAACCCCAAAAGGAAACAAAGCUUUGACUUUUGAUGAUUGGACAUAACUCAAAAAACUCUAGAGACACUGAAGUUGAAUGAAGGAAGAUGUUUUUGAUCAAUACCACAGAAUUUGACCAGUGGAAAGAAUAUAGAAUCCUGUUUUAAAAAAGUAACAUUUUCCCCCAUCAUGUCAUUUGAUAUAAUUGAGAACUAGAUGUACCAGGAAUUUAGUUUUGCGUGCUAUUAUUAUGUGUGAAUUUUAUGUUGAAGUUUCUUGUGUUACAAAAUAAAUUGAUUUCAACUUUUAUUUAA